Messenger RNA from Cyprinus carpio (common carp), 5326 nucleotides. Its product is annotated as mastermind-like protein 3. The transcript has 4 exons. The record is from RefSeq and is a predicted model, not a curated record. Bases 19 to 2988 code for a protein of 989 amino acids. NCBI's taxonomy places the organism in Eukaryota, Metazoa, Chordata, Actinopteri, Cypriniformes, Cyprinidae. Gene Ontology annotation, molecular function: transcription coactivator activity. Gene Ontology annotation, cellular component: nucleoplasm. Gene Ontology annotation, biological process: positive regulation of transcription of Notch receptor target.
AAGUGUGUUGUUGUUUAUAUGUUUUUAUGUAGACCUGAAGAGACCCUUCUAACCAUUGUUCUCUCUUUUAAUUUCUCUCAGCUCCAGGAGACAGUGAAGAGGAAAUUGGACAGUGCCCGGUCUCCUUUAAACGGUGACCAAAAUGGUCUCAGUGAUGGGAGUUACUCUCCCACUACAAAGAGACUCCGUAAGGAAGGAUGCACUGGAAUGGACUCUAUUGGUAGCCUCCCACCCAUUUCCCCACUUCAUCCAAUGGACAUCAAACCCACCUUGCCCUUGGGCAACAACAGUGCCUCCUCAAACAACGGAACUGGCAACGGCAAUGGUAAUGCGGGUACAAACCAUAUUACUGGACGACCUGAGGAUUUAGGCAAAAAUGGUGGAAUGCCUGAUAUUAAACUGAAUGGUUCAUUGGAGUUGGAAGAUGGCUUUAGCCUAUUAAAGGACAUGAAACAAGAGCCUUUGGACGACGCCGGUGGAAUCGAGUCCUCGGAAACGUCACUUUCAAAUCAGAACAAGCUAUUCUCUGACAUCAAUCUGAACGACCAGGAAUGGCAGGAACUUAUUGAUGAGUUGGCGAACACGGUGCCUGAGGAUGACAUGCACGACCUCUUCAACGAGGACUUUGAGGAGAAAAAGGAGGUGAGUGACUUCACACGGGUCACAACGGAACAAACGCAGCUUGCACAAGACCCAGCACCUAACUCUGUAGCUACGGCACCCAACAGUACACCCCAACCGCAGAGUGGACAGAUGCCCAUGGGGUCACCUCAGGUGAGACCAUCUUCCUCUGGUCCCCCAUUUGCAACUGCUGCCAAUGGGACACCGCCCCAGCAACCCUUGCAGCAGUCACCAGCAGUUGGAAUGCCAUCAGGAUCGCCCGCUAACUGCGUGGCUCGUUCUCCGCAAACGCCCACCCAAGCGCAGACUCAGGCUUCAAGGCCCGGGAAUGGAUAUAUGAUGAACGCAGGUCCUGCCGUUGGCCCCGUGGCAUCAACUCCAGUAACAGGAGGUGGUCCUGGAUCAGGGGGAACAGGUGGAGGUGUACCAGCCCCGCCUACCUCUGAACUUUCACCGGCUGAGCAGCUGAAGCAAAUGGCUGCCCAGCAGCAGCAACGUGCCAAACUUAUCCAACAAAAACACCAACAGCAGUCCCAGGCAGCAAACUGGUCGCCUGCAGGAGCACCAACAAGCCCAUACAGUGGACCCUUUAACCCAGACAAACCAAAUAGCCCCAUGAUGUAUACGCAGGCUUUUAAUGCUAGCAACACAAUGGGGCCAAAAACACCAAGCAUUAACAACUACCUCCCACAGAACCACAUGAACAUGCUCAACCAGCAACAGCAGCAGCAGCAACCUAAUAACUUGGCUGCCCAAAACAACCUCAGUAAGCAGCUCUCUUAUAGCAACACCAAGCCGCUGACUCAUUUCAGUGGAGUAGACCACAUGAGUCAGCGGAUAACACCUCCCAUGGCCAAUCAAGCCAAAAACCCGAUGAUGCCCUACUUGCAGGGCACCACAGGACAAGGGGGUGGGCCACCACAAGCUCCAGGUCCAAUGCCCAACCAGUCAGCCCAUUUAAGUGAAGAACAGAAGAGGAUGAUGAUGAUGAAUAAAAAAAUGCUGAGUCAAGGCAUGCCAUAUGGCUCAAUACAGCAGCAUGUACAGGAAGGUGUGGUUGGACUGCCGCGACAGGCUGGGGGAGUCCAGCCACCUCAUGGAGGACCGGGGGGUGUGACCUCAGCAGGGCCUAACGGGGCAGGGCCCGGCGGUUAUAUGCCCAAUCCACAGCAGCAACAACAGGCAGCCAUGAUGAAGCAGAUGAUGGCUAUGGAGCAGGAAAAGAGAGUCCAGCUCCAUCUGAUGGAGCAGCAGAAAGCACAGCUUAUGAGAGAACAGAGACAACAGCAGCAGCAGCACAUGCUGGCAGAACAGUUACAACAGCAGCAGCAUCUCCCCAGACAGAUGAGUCAGGCACAGAGGAAUCCAUACCCGCUCCAGCAGUUUCAAGGCACGCCCCAGGAGAUGGCAGCAAGGAACCAGACACUGCAGAACAUGCGCAACGCUCGACUUCUCCAGCAACAGCAACAACAGAACCCUGGGAUACUGCAGAUGACACCUGUCCAAAAUUCGGGCGCCAUGCCUUCACAGGGUGACAUGAACAUGGCGUAUGGAGGCCAGGCAGGUACACAGACCGGGAUGUACCAAGGUAUAAACCCAAACAUGGGCCAAAUGCUCCAGCAGCAACAGCAGCACCAUCCCAACCAGCCCGGCAUGGUGAUGGCACAGAGACAAGGGGGCGCCGGCGGGCAAGGGAUGGUCGGCGGAGGUGCUGGAGGCGGGUAUGGACAGGGAAUGCUAAUGAAUCCGUCCCUCCCGCAGCAGCAAAUAAAAUCAGCCAGUGUUGCCCCUGGUGGGCAGCCGAUGGCCAAUGUUCAGAGACUGCAAAGCAUGAUGGGAGGCGGAGGCCAGCCUUGGCCGCAGCAGCAAAACAUGCAGGCCAUGGGUGGAAGGACUUCAAACGACAUGGUGGCGUUUAACAGUAACCCUGCAUAUGCCAUGCAAGGUGGCCAGGCUCCUAGAAUGGCCAAGCAACAUUUCGCACAAACGAUGGGUGGACAGACUAUGGUGGACCCGCGUUCGAUAAACCCAGCGGCAAUGGGUGGGCCGAUGAUGCCGCACAUGGCAGGGCAACCAAGGACCAACCAGCCACGGGGUAUGGUGAUGCCAGGCAUGAACCAGGGUGUGCCCAACAUGGCUGCUUUCGGACAGGGCCCUGCUCAGGGCAUGCCAGGAACAUCGGGAGGGGGUGGGCCGUACAUGCCAGGGGGUCAGCCUCAGGGCUACCAGAGGACGUCCAGUCAGGACCUGGCAUACGGUUACGGCAGCCAAUCAGGGGCUGGGGCCGGGGUUUCGUUCGGCUUGUCAGAUGGGACAGAUUUGGAUUCAGCGGAAGGUUGGAUAGAAGAGUUUUUCCCCAGCCAAUAGCCUAAGGGAUUUUUUAACAGGACAGUUUUAUGGAAAAUGUGAUACGUUUUAUUCUUCUUUUUUUUUUUUUUUAUUACAUGGUCGACAAAUCUAAGAAAUAUAUUACAUGUUGUGUAUUACAUGUGUGUGCUGUCACAAUAUUUAAACCAAUUCCUCUCUGUUUGGGUUGCUUCUGGAGUAAGGAUCCGGUGUUCUGUGUGUUUUUUUUUUUUUUUUUUUUUAUGAAGAAAAAAAUCAUUCUGGAUUUGAUCCAUUUCUGUCUCUUUUUUCUCUUAUAUCCUUUCUGCUGGAUUAAGGGCAAGAGGCACUGAAAAGCUGAAAAAAUGACAUUGGGAAAGAUUUUAUGGGUGUUUUUAUGUAUUGUUUUUAGUUCACCCUUAUUCUGACAUCCUGUUCAUGUAUGAAAGAGUGUAUGAAAAUUUGAGGUGGGCCUUUGUCCACAUUGGAUCCCUUUUCCUAAACCAAACAGUUCACCACACCUCUUUCUUCUCUUGCAUAUCUUCUCUCUCUCCCUUUUUUGCUGCUCUUGACAUGUUCAUCCUCUGCAUUUUCUCUGCUUUGUGCUUGUGUGUGUGUGUGUGUGUGUGUGUGUGUGUGUGUGUGUGUGUGUGUGUGUGUGUGUGUGUGUGUGUGUGUGUGUGUGUGUCUUUGCACUAUGAGCAUCACAACAAAACACAUCAGACUCUGUGUGCUCUCAGUGCAUGCAAGAUGGAUGCUUUGCUGUCGCUAGGCGACCGGUGUCAGUAGAAGAGUGAAGCCAUGUGUGUGUUUGUCAACUAGGUGUUUGUUAAUAUUGCUUGAAGAGAUUUGGCAGCUACAAACUUCUCCCUCCCCUCCCUUAAACUGUGAGAAAGAUGUUUUCUUUAGUCGCAGUGGCAGCUAGAAAGGAAACUAUGACAUGAACUCAUCAAGUAUCAAAGUAACAUUUAUGAUGCGAUUUUAACUGCGCACAGUCAUUUAAUCUGAAGCAAAUUCAGCAUUUUAAUUCAUACAUCUAGAAUUUUAAAUAAAUAUUUAAAUGCUUCCCAACAUUCUGUUUUUUCUUUACCUGAACAUUAUUGCUUGUGAUCACUGGUUGCAGAUAUUUUAAUAAAAAUAUAAAUAAAUACACCGUACAUACUGUAUUUCCGCUCAUGGGUCAUACCACUUUUCAUCUUUUAUUUUACUCUUCAAAUUACUAUUUUUUUUUAUUAGUUUCUGUAAUGUUUAAUUUCAAUCAUUGCACCACUUCCAGCUCUUGAACACACUGACAGAGGAAAGACAAGCACAUCAAGACUUCAUCAAGCCAACUGAAUUGCAGACAACUUUCAACUCUUUCAAAUGUGACAAAAUUGAAACAAAAACAAAAAUCGAAUUAAUUUGGUAAUAAAGGCCUUUUCUCUUUAUUGGGAAUAUAAAUUUAUUUAUGACCCAUUUCUACCUACUUGAGUUCAUUGUUGUGCGUUUGUCAACUAAUUUUAAAUGAAGUUUCAGAAUGGUAUCUUACUAGCCAGAAUUUAGUUUUCUGUUGUUUACCAUGAGAUGCCACACAAAUAAGAACAUCUAUCUUUUCUGCGCUGUUGUGUGUUGCUACGGUAUUAUGGUAUUGUAGUCAUGGUGUCUUUGUAAUCAAACUCUAGUUUCAUUGUUUCCGCUCUCUGAAUAAUGAACAUGAAUGUAACAUUGUGACUGACUUGCAUUUUUUUUUUUUUUUUUUUUUUUUUUUUUGAGAAAUUUUUGUCUUAAUGGGAGAUUGAACACAUUCACAUCUUCAGUGUUUCGCAAUGUUAUAUUGUUGCUCUGUCAAGAGGAUUGCAGAUGGAGAGGGUAAAGCCCACGUCCUCCUGCCGUCUCACCAAAUAUCAACAAUCUGGGACCAAGAUUAACAUGUUUUUGAUUUCUGUUGAAGUCAUCGAGCUUAUCUUUUUCUUCUUUUUAUUUCGUACUGGUGCUGACAUAUAUGUGAUGGGGAAAGAUAUAUAUCAGAUACAGUUAUUUGUAAAUAUGUUUUUACAAUUUUAAAUACAUCAGAGGAUACGUCUCUACACACUGUAAAGAUAUUGCUGUUUAAGAUAGAGAAGUAUUUUUAUUUCAUCUUUUUUCCACUUUUUUUUUUAACUCAUCUGAGCUAUACCAUUGCACUUCAGACAAUGUCUUACUACUAAUUUGUAAUGUAAACCUCUAAUUUUUAUUUUGAAGGUUUUUACUAGUUUUAAAAUUUUACUCAAUCUAAAGCAGUGCUUUUUUUCUUUUUCAUGUACAGAGUUAUGUAAAUGGUAAUGGCAGAGAGUUACAAAGAUUUGUUUUUCAGAAAAAAAUACAUUAAAGAGAUCGAUCAUUAAAAAUGUUCUCAUUAAAA